AUGACGAAACAGGAACUUCCCGAUAUUUCCGGCCUCACUACGAGGGCUGUGAGAUCAAUCGAUGAAUUCCAAGUAGACCAGACUGAGGAGGCCCGACGUGAUGCACUUGAAAGUGUUACGCGACUCCUGAGAGCCUUGGAAAGUCCCGCAGAUGCUAUUUACAAAUUAUUUGCUUCGCCUGCCGUUCUUAUGGCCGUUAAGACCGCCAAUGAUCUGAAUAUCUUCACUCUUUUAUCUCAAGCAACUUCUGUUGUCACAUGCGAAGAGUUAGCUGCACAGAAAAAUGCAGAUAUUCAACUUGUUGAACGUAUCAUGCGUGUUAUUGUUGCCAAUGGUUUUGCUACUGAGCCAGGUCCCGGUCAGUAUGGACCUAAUGAAUGGUCAAGCAAGAUGACAGAGAGAAAAGUGAUUGGAACGAUGGACUCUCUCUUCGUCGACUUUCUACCGAUUAUCCAAAAGACACCAGAAUAUUUUCAAAAGUCCAACUACAGAAAUCCUGGAGACCCCAAGGACGGGCCAUUCCAACAUGCCUACAAUACGACCGGUGACUGCUGGGACUGGUUAGCCGAGAAUCCAGAGGCACUACGCCGCUUUAACACCUUUAUGGAAGGAUCUCGGGAUGAUUCUUCUCACUGGGCGGAUUGGUUUCCCGUUCAGGAGCAGAUACUUAACGGAGCGUCGGCCGAUUGCCCUUUGCUGGUUGAUGUCGGUGGGGGUCGCGGUCAUGAAAUCGCCGGUUUCAGGCAAAGAUUCCCAUCAGCGGCCGGGAGGCUUGUACUCGAGGAUUUGCCAUCGGUUAUCGAGGAUAUCAAAACUCUCGACAGCGACAUUCAGAGAAUCAAACAUAGUUUUUUUGAUCCUCAGCCAGUCGAAGGAGCUCGCGCCUACUACUUCAAGCACAUCAUGCAUGACUGGUCGGAUGAAAACUGCAGAACAAUUUUGAAGCACAUUACCGCUGUGAUGACGAGAGGGUAUUCAAAGAUCUUGAUCGAGGAUUACAUCAUUCCUAGCCAAAAUGCCGGGCAAAAGGAGACCAUGACCGAUAUGAUUGUUAUGGUAUGGUGUCCAGGGAUUGAACGGACACGUCGAGGAUGGACAGAACUUCUGGAGUCGGUCGGAUUGAAGAUUAGUAACUUCUGGCUGCCUCGCGGGUCUCACAAAGGCAUUAUUGAGGCCGAGCUGCAGAUAGAGUCCGUAGAGGUCUAA
Messenger RNA from Penicillium manginii, 1206 nucleotides. RefSeq lists its product as uncharacterized. The transcript has 5 exons. The record is from RefSeq and is a predicted model, not a curated record. Bases 1 to 1206 code for a protein of 401 amino acids. Lineage: Eukaryota; Fungi; Ascomycota; Eurotiomycetes; Eurotiales; Aspergillaceae. Gene Ontology annotation, molecular function: O-methyltransferase activity.